AUGACAACCCCUCCGAGGCGCUCCACUAACUACCACCCUGCCUGCGAGGCUGCUGUUAACCACCAGAUACACCUGGAACUGUAUGUCAUCUAUGUGUACAAGUCCAUGGCCUCGUACUUCGAAAAGAACAUGUCCUUGAAGUACGUGGGCCAGUUCCUCCUGAGACAGUCCGCCCUACUGAAGGAGCACGUAGAAGGGCUCAUUCGGCUGCAGAACCAGCGCAGCGGCCAGAACCGCCAGUACGACGGCAACAUCAAUAGGCCUGACUACAACUACUGGGACAGCAGCCUGAAGGCCAUGGAACACGCCUUGAAUCUGGCCAUCAACGUCAACCAGAACCUGCUGUCUAUCCGCCAGCUCGCUGUGGACAAGAAGGACGCCCGCCUGGCAGAUUUCCUGGAGGACAGCACCCUGCAGAGUCAGGUGAAAUCCAUUGAAGAGCUCAGGGAUCAUCUCAGCACCUUCCCUAUGUACCCAAGGAACCCGGAAGACAGCCUGACGGAGAACCUCCUUGACAAGCUCUCCCUGGACGAUAAAAAGAAAUGA
Molecule: messenger RNA, 546 nt
Organism: Pipistrellus kuhlii (Kuhl's pipistrelle)
Lineage: Eukaryota; Metazoa; Chordata; Mammalia; Chiroptera; Vespertilionidae
Product: ferritin heavy chain
Exons: 1
Coding region: 1-546 (181 amino acids)
Biological process (GO): intracellular iron ion homeostasis; iron ion transport
Cellular component (GO): cytoplasm
Molecular function (GO): ferric iron binding; ferrous iron binding
Source: RefSeq, a predicted model, not a curated record